Pseudogymnoascus verrucosus is the source of this 2399-nucleotide messenger RNA. RefSeq lists its product as uncharacterized. Gene Ontology annotation, biological process: transmembrane transport. The record is from RefSeq and is a predicted model, not a curated record. Bases 444 to 2300 code for a protein of 618 amino acids. Gene Ontology annotation, molecular function: myo-inositol:proton symporter activity. The transcript has 14 exons. NCBI's taxonomy places the organism in Eukaryota, Fungi, Ascomycota, Leotiomycetes, Thelebolales, Thelebolaceae. Gene Ontology annotation, cellular component: membrane.
AACUCCUCUGUUAUCCUUCUGGUAUAUUGUAUCUGUGCCUGUGCAGGGCCACUCCGUACAUGCAUCCAUUUGGAGGAUAGCUCUACGCCACUCGAUAUCUCCCCCCGCGUUGCCUGCGCAGGUCGUCAAAGUGGGAAUGACGACGCCCAUUCAGCUCUUGUUGAUAUUGUAAUCUGAAGGAACUAUGAUUGCUGGGAUAACGAGGCGCUACAAACCCAUGACCCCGGAUAUGCUCCGACCAAAACCUGGGGUCCCCGCACUCCAUUCCUCAACCCCGCAGGCGACGACAGUCGUACCGGAUUUGAAGGGAGGGUAACUGUAUUCGGAAUGAUUAUAACCAGCUUAUCAAGUCCCCGCAGAGAAGUAUAAAGAUGGCCCGGUAUUGGCCACAGGAUCAUCAAUUUCGAGCGUGAUAGCAACAUCCAUUCAAAUUCUGGCCCACCAUGUCAAAUUCUCCAACACCAUCGCUUGUCAAGAAUGGCAAGGAAGACUUUCAUCAUGUCGAAGGGCUCACUUCACCUAACAGCCAUAUCAAUGUGGGAGAUGACUACGCUAACAAUGUGAACGCGAAGAUUCGAAACCCCUUAUUAGGAAUAUCAAAGCCAGAUUUGUUGGCACAGGUCACGGCAUUCUGCAAGGAACAUGAUCUGGAGGAUAAAACGUCUGUCUUCCGAAAGGGAUCUCUUCUGGCGCAACAUCCAGAGAGCUUUGAAGACAUCGAAGAGCUCGAUGAAGAGGACAAAAUCACGAUUCGUGAAGAGAAGACUCACAAAUGGCGUUUGCCUUGGGCGCUGUACUAUACCGUCGCUAUCUGCUCACUUGGCUCGGCUAUCCAGGGCUGGGACAACACCGGCGCAAAUGGAGCGAAUCUAUCGUUUCCAAAAGAAUUUGGCAUUGAGAAUAACACUUGGCUUGUCGGCUUCGUCAACGCUGCGCCAGGGAUCUCAGGUCUUAUGAGUACCUGGGUAGCCGAUCCAAUGAACAAUUGGGUAGGUCGUCGAGGAGUGAUAUUCAUUACUGGCCUCUUCGUUAUAUUUCCAGUGCUCGGACAAGCCUUUACACAUAACUGGUGGAGUUUACUGAUUUGCCGGCUGCUUAUGGGAUUUGGUAUGGGGAUCAAGACGACAACCAUCCCAAUCAUGACAUCUGAGAUUGUCCCUGCUGCCAUUCGCGGAGGACUUGUCAUGAGCUUCCAGCUUUUUGUUGCGUUUGGUAUUCUGGUCGGUUUCUGCUCAAAUCUCGUGUUCUAUCGUAUAGGCCCGCUUGCCUGGCGGUUCCAACUCGCAGCUGCCUUCGCUCCAGCGGUACCAAUUGUAAUCUUGAUAUGGUUUUGCCCUGAAUCUCCACGUUGGCUCCUCAAGAAGCAUCGCUACAAGGAUUCCUUCCGAUCGUUUUGCCGUCUACGCAAUUCUGAGGUUAUCGCGGCCCGAGAUCUCUACUACGCACAUUGCCAAUUCGUCGAGGAAGAAGAGGCAUUCAAAGGCACAACGCUGGCCCAACGCGCUAAAGAGAUAUUCACAAUACCUAGAAUCCGCCGAGCAAACCUUGGUGGUGCGAUCGUUAUGGUGGCCCAACAAUUCUCAGGAAUUAACAUCAUGUCAUUCUACUCGUCCACGAUAUUCAAAGAAGCUGGAUCCAAUACGCUAGAAACCCUCCUUGCUUCCUUUGGGUUUGGCCUUGUCAACUUCAUCUUCGCCUUUCCUGCUAUCUGGACAAUCGAUACGUUUGGCCGCCGGAAUCUGCUACUGUUUACUUUCCCAAAUAUGGCAUGGUGCUUGGUUGCCGCAGGGUGCUGCUUUCUUAUCCCUGCAGAGAACAGCGCACGCCUUCCACUUAUCGCUUUUUUCGUUUACUUAUUUACAGCGCUAUAUUCACCUGGAAUUGGGCCUGUUCCAAACGUUUACGCUUCGGAGUGUUUCCCAUUGUCCCAUCGGGAGAUUGGAGUCGCCUUCUCGAUAUUUAUCAACAAUACACUUUCUAGUAUCCUUGGCUUGACGUUCCCCUCAAUUUUAAGUGGCAUGGGCCCUACUGGAGCGUUUGGCUUCUAUGCUGGUCUGAACAUGGUAGCCUUUGUUAUCAUUUUCUUCUUCCUGCCUGAAACCAAGCAACGUACACUUGAAGAGUUGGAUUAUAUCUUCGGGGUCCCUACGAGACGCCACGCCGCAUAUCAGACUCGAACCUGGCUACCAUGGUUUAUUAAGCGUUACAUAUUAUUCCAGAGUAAUGCCCGCCUAGAGCCUCUCUAUCAUCUAGAAGGACUUUCAGGGGGGACCACUGUGGAAGUUAUGGCCAUCCAUUAAGUGUCGCGUCUAAGUUGUCGUCUAGUGAGAAUUUUUGGAUGUAGAACUAAAAUCGCAAACUGUAAGAGAUAGUUCCCGGUAAUUAGCUCAUAAUGAAAU